Molecule: messenger RNA, 5985 nt
Organism: Trypanosoma conorhini
Lineage: Eukaryota; Euglenozoa; Kinetoplastea; Trypanosomatida; Trypanosomatidae
Exons: 1
Coding region: 1-5985 (1994 amino acids)
Biological process (GO): mRNA 3'-end processing
Cellular component (GO): RNA polymerase II, holoenzyme
Molecular function (GO): RNA polymerase II complex binding
Source: RefSeq, a predicted model, not a curated record
AUGCGGCCCUCUUCACGCCUUGCACAGGCGGUGACAACCGCCUCCUCCUCCGCUGCUGCUGCUACUGCUACUGCUGCGCUGGGCAAAGGGAGGCCCAAGACCCCUCCGUCACCCCCGCGGCAAGAGAAUGGGUACCAUGCGGCCAUGUUGUUUAUGCAACGCCAUCGUUCCUUUGCGCCAGGGGCAUAUUUAGCAGAUGCCACGGCGCAUCGCAUUGUAGCAUCACCUGCUGUUCGUCGUCGUCGUCGGUAUGAGCCAUACUCGUGGGUAUUGAGGCGGUACCUUGAGCGUGGGUCUGUCGACCUUGACGCGUUGCUUUUUCACCCUGACGCCCCGUCACCUGUUGAGACGUUGCUCGAAGUUAUGCGGCACCGUACGCCGUGUCAGCGCCUCACCGUGCAUGCACUGGAGGCAAUGUUUAAUCAAGUGCGUCUGACUACUUCAGCGGGCAACGCGUCCUUUGCGUUGCAGACGGUUAGUUAUUUGCUGCGGUGGCGAUGCCCACAGUUGUAUGACACGCCUGCUGUGCGGGUGCUGCUGUGUCAGGCGCUGCUCGCGGAGCGACUGUUUAGUGACGCCAUUGAGGUACUGGAGGGCAUGCCGGAUGCCUGGAUCACCCCCGGACUUUGGGCGGCCGUGAUGGAGGCGGCAGCAGAGGGAAAAAUACCGCACUCGCCGAUCCUUUGGCGCCUGCUGACGCUGUCGCCAAGGCGGACUCCCCGCGCGGGCAGCGUCGUCCGCACGGGGCAGCGCAUCCUCGCGGAAAUGCAGGGUAAUACGGCGGCCGCGGAAUCGGCGGUGCCAGUGCAGCACGCCGGCGAGCCAGUCGAGGGGGACUACGAUGGUGGCCACAGGAAUCGCAGACACACCCUGAAGGCCGAGGCGAUGGUGACAAUGUCGACUUUUGAGGUUCGCCCAACUUCGGUGAGGCGUCUCGCACAGGACGCCGAGCGGCCUGUGUGGUGUCACUUGAGCAUGGCGGAGGUGGGCUACGCGGAGCGGCACUACGGGACCCUGCGUGAUGAGCGGGCGUGGGGGCUGGGCACGCUGUACCCCGGCGGUGGGGAUACUGCCUCCGAGGGCAUUGUUUACGGCCUUGAUGCACGCCUCGCCUCGCGACUGAUGCUGCGUGCGAAUGUCUCUUUUUCUGGGCAGGCGUCGCCGCUGAUUGCCCUGCAUAUCCUUCGUCGCUACCUGCGCACGUGCCACGUGCUGCAGAAGCAGGCGGGUUUGGGGGGCACCGCCGGCCCCGCUGCUGCCGGGACGCCGGCGUUGGCAACGGCGCACGCAAACGCGGUCGUCGCUGCCGGCGGUGCGGCGGGGACGGCGGAGCUGGAAGGUCAAGUGCACCCCUCGCCUUUCCUGCUAUUUUUCAAGAUUGUUCGUGAGACGCGAGACGUGGUGGCUGGCGGCGGCGGCGGCGGCGAGCUCGCGGUGGUGCCGGGGGCGGCGCCCGGCCCGGCCCCGGGCGGGCUGCCGAUGAUCCACUGGGGCGUCGUCUGGCGGUUCUUUCAAACCCUCAACCGCGAGUCCCCGGCGUGGUUUACCGUCACCCCCGAGGAGGCGGGGGACCUCGCAAGGUACGUCAUUGACGCCCUCUGCCGCGGGGCCGACCCGUGGAUGUCGCUCAACGUCGCCCGCGCCGUGUCCGCGCGCCACAUCGUGGACGGCCUGGAAAUGUCGCUAUGGCUGCUGCACCGCCUCGACGCCGCCCACCACACGGAGGAGGCCCGCGAGGUGACGCGGAAGAUUUUCCGCUGGUUGCUGGUGGACGUGGGGGUCCAUCUGCUCCCGCAGCUGCACCACCACCUGCUCCCCGCCUCGCGGGUGCUGAUUCGGCUGGGGCUGCACGAGGAGCUGAGGCAGUUCUACAACGCCGUGCUGGACAACGCGUACACCUUCUCGGAGGGCUUCCGCGGCGAUUUUAUGCGCGUGAUGGAGGACCUGGUGUGCCCCACGUGCAGCUCCAUUCUGCCGGAGCGGGACGUCUACGUCGAGCGCGCCUGCCCGCUGUGUCUGACGGUGGUGCCGGCGAAGGACCCGAGUGCAGUUCCAAGUUUUCAGCUCUCAAACGAGCACGUCGCUCGCCUACGUGAGAAGCGGAAGGCCCUCCGCGAACGAGGCAGGCGACGACUGCAUGAGCGCAUUAAUCGCUGGUCAAAGGGCGGCGGCGGCGGCGGCGAUGGGGCGGAGGGCUCCGCGCGACCACCACUAGACGCCAGCAGUGUCUUCAAGCGCGAGCUUCUCGGCGAGAGCGUGCCGCUGAUACCCGGCGUGUCCGUGAGCGAAAGCAUGCCGCUCUUCCCAUUUGAGGGGGGAAGCCGUGGCGCGAGUCAUAGUGGGGGCGCGGAGGGCUCCGAGGCUCCCUUUGACGUUCAUGCGGCCAUGGAGGAAUCGUCGCGGCGCUUGCAGUUGCAGGAGGCGGCCAGGCUCUACGCCUUGGCCCAGCGUGGGGUGGCGGCCGCGGCUCGACCCUUGGCGGCGCCGCCGUCGCUGCUCGUCUCGGACGCGUCCCACGCCUCGCUGCUGCAGCAAUCGGAGUGGCAGCGUGGGCAGCCGUCGAGGUUGUUCGUGCACAUGCGCGUGGAUGGGCCAUGGACGUGUGUGUGGUGCCAGGAGCACAACUCGGAGUGGAGUUCGCGGGUGGAGUGCGCAGCCUGCGGGGCAGAGACAGGCCCAUCCGCGCCGUGGCGUCACUUUGCCUACGCCGAGGCGGGGGAUGUUAUGGCGGAGAUUAGGGCCCGCGUGGCGAAUGCCGGGGAGCGGCCUGUGGAUGCCGUGGUUGCCGCAUACAUGCUUAUGGUCUAUCGCCGUGCCUUCAUGCUAAGGGCCACUCCGCACGAUCAUGAGCGCAUUGAUCAGUUGAUACGGCGGCUCUGUUGGCUGCACGAGCGGGUGCUGGCAGGGUACUUGUAUGUGCGAUUUGUCCCGCCUCGUUCUCGGUGCAAGAACGACACGUUGUGGGCGGUGGCGAGCCUCUUCGGCUGCAGUGAAGCGGAGUACGCGGCGAUAUCCCCGCAGGAGUUGGGCCACAACGAGGAGAAGUUUUUCCAGACCAUCUUCACCCCCGCCACGUGCAAGGUGUGCUUUGGCGCACACGCCUGGAAGACGUGUCCCAUCAUCACCCGCGACUUUUCCUCUACCGCGCGCGCGUCCAUUAACAUGACCCCAGAGGAGAAGCAGCGUGCGAUGCUGCAGCACCUGCGACGUGUUGUGGCGGCGGCUCUGCGGGGGGGCACAGACAACAGUCGCCUUGUAGUGGAUGCCUACACCACCUUCGUGAAGUCCCCUUACCGGGAGCUCUUCGCGGAGGUCCACAGCGAGGAGGUGAACCGCCUAUCAAUUCUGCUCAGUCACUAUCACCAAUACCGACGCGCCGCGUUUGUCCUCUGCCACGUCCCCCGGCAUCUCCGCGAGGACCGCGCCUACCUUGUCAUGACGCACUACUUCAACGUCCCCGCGGAGGAGGCGCGGGAGCUGCUGCGGAAGAGAAGCGCAGUUGGGGUAGAGGACGAGAGUCACCCAAACUUUGUGCAGGUGGCCCUCACCUGCUGCAUGUGCCUUGACGGGCGACACGCCUCCUUUGACUGCCCGCGGCUUGUGCAGUGGAUGGGCGACGUGGACGCGCAUUCCGCCGCGCCCGCCGCCACGGCGGCUGAGGCGGCCCUGUACAAUCCCCUCCUCGAGGAGCAGCGGGCGCGGCGAUUGCGGGCGCAGGUGGACGGAUGGACCUCCGCUGGCCCUGAGCGACUGCACGCGUUCUAUCGAUUCCUGCUGCAGCGCGUGGACGCCUUUCAGGAGGAAGUCCCGGUGGACGGGGAUGACGAGCAGGACGCCGCCGUCGCCGCAGCCAAACCGCGGCGACGGAUUGACGCGGCCGACCUCAUUGUUUACGCCGUCAACAAAACCAUCGCGAAGCUGGCGACGGUCGGACACGAGAAUGGGGCCUGCCGACUGUAUGCGAGGACCCCUGUGGCUUUCGUCUCGCGCUACACCACAUGUGCGAUGCUGCGUUUGCAGCGCUUCUCCGAGGAGGGCAUCCGCACACUGCUGAACAGCGGCACUGCGGCUUCGUCGUCGUCGCCGUCGUCUGCGUCGGCGAUGGAGGAUGAGACAGCGCUGGGUCUGUCUAGUGAGGCUGCUGCAGCGGCGGCAGUGCCCUUGCAGCGCCGCUGCCUGUUGUGCUUUGACGCCGGUCAUGCGUACUUGGAGUGCCCUGAGUUGGCGGCGCAGCCGACAAACGCGGCGAAGCUCGAAUAUGUGGCCACGCAAGUGGGCGGGAUUCGCUGCUCCAUCGACGGCGUCCGCGGCGCCGCGGCCUACGUGUACCACAUGUACAACCUUGGCAACCUCACUGGCGAGAUGCUGCGGGCGCACCCCUCCCUAGUGCGGGCGUUGCUCCGCCUCAUACGGCGGUCGUUUGCGACGGGGCAGGUGGCCGCGGGCGCCCGUGUGCUGCGGCGGAUUCCCACGGAGCUUGUGCCGCCCGCGCGUGUGUACACCGAUCUGUGGCGCGCGGCAGGGUUACCGGAGCAGGCGGUGGAGGAUCGACGGGCGCAGUUGCUGGCGAUGUACGAGGCGGAGGGGCUGGUGCCGGACAUUGACAACCCGCCCGCGCGCCAGACGUACACCAACCAGUUGGUCACAAAUUUGAGCCGCACCCUGCACGACGAUCUCUGCAGGCACUGCUACCAGCACGGCCACACCCUGGCAACCUGCAGCGUGUUCCACGCCGAGGUAAGCUUUGGCCGGGACUACGUCGCCGCCUACCGCAUGAGCAUGAUGUCAGAGCAGCUGGAUCGGGAUUGGCAGGACGCCUACCUUUUAAAGCUGGCCGACUUCUUUCUGGCGCACCGGCUCUUCAUGCCGUACCACAUCGUUGGCGUCACGAACGCGUUGAACGCCAUCGCGGCCAUGUGGAGCUUCCGCGGAGAACCCGGCAUCGCGAUGCGGCACCUGCUUGCCAUCCCACCCGCCUACCGUCGUCGACAGGCCUUUAAGCACAUCCUGCACGCACUGCAUAUCCCCAUGGCGGACAUAAAUCGCGUGCUCGCCAAUGUUUACUUCGCCCCAGACGAGGUGUCAUCUUCCCUCGCGGCGGGCAAACGGCGCGAUGACUCCCCAGCACUGGGCAGCGGCGGCGCGGUGGCACAGCACUUACUGAUGCCAAAGCCCGCAAUACGUGAUGUGGCCAUGUCAGCUGUCUUUAACCACUUCCCUGAGGCGCUGGCGGCGCUUGAGAAGAGCGAGGAGCGCAUGGCGUUGAUCCGCCGCCGCAACGCGACACAGCGGGCGAUGACGGCCCCGCACAGCAUCGCCGCCACCGUGGCGAAGGCCGAGACAGUGAAGCCGCCCCCGGGUACGGCCGUCCCCACAAACUCGGCCGUGGGGGCGCCUCCCUCUUCCUCCACCGCCACCACGCUAUCCCCCACGCUGCGUGUGAUGCAGAGCGGUGACAUUUUGACCCUUCGAGAGGACUUUGAUCCCGUGCUGACAGAGUUGGAGGUCGCGGUGGGGAUGAAGCUGGGCAGCCGACACGUGCUCUUUACGAGCGCCGUGGACAUUCUCGCCGCGGCGGCGAGCAAAUCGGAGGAUGCCGAACGGGACACGCCCGCGCCCUCGCCGCCGUCGAGGGCGAACGCAUCCACCGCCACUGAAAGACGGAGGGGCGCGGAGGCACGCGACGCCGCACCGGCGCAGCAGAAAUCGGACGAGGCCGCAGUCGUGACGGUCUUCACGAAGGAGGUGCGACAGGGGCGUGCGGAGGGCAAAAAGGACGAGCCCCGCGGGCGGGAGGAGGAGCGUGGCGGCAGGCGGCCCUUUGCCCCGCCGCGCGGACAAGGGAAGGAUACCUUUGUCCACCCGCCACCGCGCCAGCAGCAGGGGAAGCAGCCGCAGCAGCAGCAGCACUACUCGCGGCGGCCCCGGUACCACGAGAGGCAGCAGCAGCAGCAAGCAGCAGCCACCACCCAAGAAGCGAAAUGA